UUCAUGCAUUAGUAUUUGCUCAGAUUUUUUGAGGUUAUGAUUUUCAUGCAUUAUUAUUUGCUCAGUAUGCUCUGACAUUUCAUCAUGAAUAGACUUACUAACGAGCAACGCUUGCAAAUCAUUGAAUUUUAUUACCAAAAUCAGUGUUCGGUUCGAAAUGUGUUUCGCGCUUUACGCCCGAUUUAUGGUCUACAUAAUCGACCAAGUGAGCAAACAAUUAAUGCGAUUGUGACCAAGUUUCGCACUCAGUUUACUUUAUUGGACAUUAAACCAACCACACGAAUGCGUACAGUGCGUACAGAAGAGAAUAUUGCGUCUGUUUCUGAGAGUGUUGCUGAAGACCGUGAAAUGUCUAUUCGUCGCCGUUCGCAGCAAUUGGGUUUGUGUUAUUCGACCACAUGGAAGAUUUUACGCAAAGAUCUUGGUGUAAAACCGUAUAAAAUACAGCUCCUGCAAGAACUGAAGCCGAACGAUCUGCCACAACGUCGAAUUUUCAGUGAAUGGGCCCUAGAAAAGUUGGCAGAAAAUCCGCUUUUUUAUCGACAAAUUUUGUUCAGCGAUGAGGCUCAUUUCUGGUUGAAUGGCUACGUAAAUAAGCAAAAUUGCCGCAUUUGGAGUGAAGAGCAACCAGAAGCCGUUCAAGAACUGCCCAUGCAUCCCGAAAAAUGCACUGUUUGGUGUGGUUUGUACGCUGGUGGAAUCAUUGGACCGUAUUUUUUCAAAGAUGCUGUUGGACGCAACGUUACAGUGAAUGGCGAUCGCUAUCGUUCGAUGCUAACAAACUUUUUGUUGCCAAAAAUGGAAGAACUGAACUUGGUUGACAUGUGGUUUCAACAAGAUGGCGCUACAUGCCACACAGCUCGCGAUUCUAUGGCCAUUUUGAGGGAACACUUCGGAGAACAAUUCAUCUCAAGAAAUGGACCGGUAAGUUGGCCACCAAGAUCAUGCGAUUUGACGCCUUUAGACUAUUUUUUGUGGGGCUACGUCAAGUCUAAAGUCUACAGAAAUAAGCCAGUAACUAUUCCAGCUUUGGAAGACAACAUUUCCGAAGAAAUUCGGGCUAUUCCGGCCGAAAUGCUCGAAAAAGUUGCCCAAAAUUGGACUUUCCGAAUGGACCACCUAAGACGCAGCCGCGGUCAACAUUUAAAUGAAAUUAUCUUCAAAAAGUAAAUGUCAUGUACCAAUCUAACGUUUAAAAUAAAGAACCGAUGAGAUUUUGCAAAUUUUAUGCGUUUUAUUGUUUAAAAAAGUUCUCAAGCUCUUAAAAAAUCACCCGUUAGAAAGACUAUACAAUCGUUGCAAAAACCGACUUUUGAACCGAGGCCCGAAGGGCCGAAUGUCGUAUACCAUUCGACUCAGCUCGACGAGCUGAGAAAAUGUCUGUGUGUGUGUGUGUGUGUGUGUGUGUGUGUGUGUGUGUGUGUGUGUGUGUGUGUGUGUGUGUGUGUGUGUGUGUGUGUGUGU
This is a messenger RNA of Malaya genurostris, 1464 nucleotides long. RefSeq lists its product as uncharacterized. Lineage: Eukaryota; Metazoa; Arthropoda; Insecta; Diptera; Culicidae. Gene Ontology annotation, molecular function: nucleic acid binding. The coding region runs from base 85 to 1170 and encodes 361 amino acids. The transcript has a single exon. The record is from RefSeq and is a predicted model, not a curated record.